AUGAGAAGAAUACAGAGCAGUUCUUCAGGGGAAGGGUCCUUAUCCUUUGAGGAUGUGGCUGUGGGCUUCACGUGGGAGGAGUGGCAGUUCUUGGACCCGUCUCAGCAGGACCUGUACAAGGCCGUGAUGCUGGAGAACUACAGCAACCUGGUGUCCGUAGGAUGUCAAACUACCAAACCAGAUGCAAUCUUCAAGUUGGAGCAAGGAGAAACACCGUGGAUUGUGGAAGGAGCAGUCCAUGGUCAGACCACUCUAGAAGAGCAACCACAUAAAUGCAGUGAGUGUGGGAAAGUCUUUUCCAAAAGGCCACUGCUUUUGUACCAUCAGCGAAUUCAUACGGGAGAUAAACCCUAUGUAUGCGGCGAGUGUGGGAAAGCGUUCACUUGGGAGAGCCGGCUCAAGAGACAUCACCGAUCUCACAUUGGGGAGAAACUCUAUGGGUGCAACGAGUGUGGGAAAUCCUUCUCCCAGAAGGCAUACCUCAUUGUACAUCGGAGACUUCACACAGGAGAGAGGCCUCAUGAGUGCGCUGAAUGUAGAAGAACCUUCGCUUUUAAGUCAGCCCUGACCAAGCAUCAAAGAAUUCACACAGGAGAGAGACCUUAUGAAUGUAGUGAGUGUGAGAAAGCCUACAGAUGCAAGUCUGAGCUCAUCCAGCAUCAGAGAACUCAUAAUAGGGAGAGGCCGUAUGAAUGCGCUGAAUGUAGGAGAACCUUCCUCUUUGAGGCAGCCCUGACCAAUCAUCAGAGGAUUCACACAGGAGAGAAACCCUACGAAUGUAGUGACUGUGAAAAAGCCUUCAGAAGCAAGUAUAAACUCAUGCAGCACAAGCAAACUCACACCAGAGGGAGGCCAUAUGGAUGCAGCGAAUGUGACAAAUCUUUUACCCACAUGUCAUUCCUCAUUAAACAUAAGAAAACUCAUACUAAAGAGAAACCGAUAAAGUCACCAAAAGUGGGAACACCUUCCUCAGUGACUCACAGCUCCUUAUACAAGAGUGAACUUCUACGGGACUUAGACCCCAUGAAUUCUGUGCCAGUGGAAAUGCCUUAUUCGGGAACUCAGCUUUAA
Molecule: messenger RNA, 1071 nt
Organism: Chrysochloris asiatica (Cape golden mole)
Lineage: Eukaryota; Metazoa; Chordata; Mammalia; Afrosoricida; Chrysochloridae
Product: zinc finger protein 300-like
Exons: 4
Coding region: 1-1071 (356 amino acids)
Biological process (GO): regulation of transcription by RNA polymerase II
Cellular component (GO): nucleus
Molecular function (GO): DNA-binding transcription factor activity, RNA polymerase II-specific; RNA polymerase II transcription regulatory region sequence-specific DNA binding
Source: RefSeq, a predicted model, not a curated record